AUUGACGUUUGUUUCUGGUCAGGUUGCUGUCGGACGGGCUCUGGAUUUACAAAAUUUAUUUAAUAAUAAAAAACAGCAACUGAUAAUAAUUAAGUCAUCUUUCUACGGAGCCGAAGAUGACUUCAGAAACUGAGGACAAUGCCCUGAGAUAUAGGAGAGCACAAAGUGUAACAAGAGCUGAGGAAAUUACUGAAAAAGAAAAGAAGGCAAGGAAACAACAAUUUGAUAAACCAUGCCAUUCGCCCAGAGACUCGCUUUUCUCUUGGAGUUCAGAGUUCACAGACUUCACGGGGCUGGUGAACUGGGGGUUCCUCAUGUUAACUAUUGGAGGACUUCGACUGUGCCUGGAAAAUUUCCUCAAGUAUGGAUUCCGUGUAAAUCCUAUUGAAUGGAUUAUUGUACUAACAGGCUACAGUGAGGGGAAUACACAUCAAUAUCCAUCUGUUAUACUGGUUAUAUUUUGUGUAGUGCCUAUAGUGACUAGUCUCCUUAUUGAAAAAGGGAUUGCUGUUGUAAUGAUAUCCGAAAAAGUUGGGGUAUUUUUACAAGUAGUCAAUAUACUAUUUGUGGUCACCCUCCCAGUUGCUGUUAUACACUUUAGAGGCCAAGAUUUCAGUUUUGUGGGCAGCACGACGGUGUGCAUGAUCUACCUGGUGGUGUUCCUGAAGUUGUGGAGCUACGCGCAGACCAACCACUGGUGCCGGCGCGGCCUGCGCGACAAGUUCACGCGGUCCACGCUGCGGAGGCAGAGCCUGUCCGCGCCUAGCUGGAAUGAGCUAAUGAACGCUGAAAACGAGCAGAGUAUACAGGAGGAGAAAAACGGCGCGGCGGCGGCGGGCGGCGUGCGGCUCACCAAGUACCCCGAGAACCUGACUCUGAAGGACCUGUUCUACUUCCUGUUUGCGCCCACCCUGUGCUAUGAGCUCAACUUUCCGCGCACCACACGUAUCCGCAAGCGGUUCCUGAUGAAGCGUCUCCUCGAGGUGGUGUUCGGGGUGAACCUGGUGCUGUGCCUGUUCCAGCAGUGGAUGAUCCCCUCCGUCACCAACUCCGUCACGCCCUUCUCCGACAUGGACUAUAUCAGGAUCACGGAGCGGCUGCUUAAGUUGGCGGUACCAAACCACCUAAUCUGGCUCUGCUUCUUCUAUCUCUCCUUCCAUUCGUUCCUGAACCUCAUGGGCGAGCUGCUCCACUUCGCGGACCGCAACUUCUACUGCGACUGGUGGAACUCCAACAACAUCGCCGUGUUCUGGCGCACGUGGAACAUGCCCGUGCACCUGUGGGCCGUCAGACACGUGUACAUACCGAUCACAGAGAGAGGGUAUAGCAAGGGAGUGGCGGGACUGUGCGUGUUUAUCAUCUCGGCGCUGUUCCAUGAGUAUUUGGUGAGCGUCCCACUCCAAAUGUUCCGCAUCUGGGCGUUCCUCGGCAUGAUGGGCCAGCUCCCGCUCUCGGUGCUGUCUCAGACGGCGGAGGCCAAGCUCGGCCCGCGCUGGGGCAACCUCAUGGUGUGGAGUUCAUUGAUCCUCGGCCAGCCACUGGCCAUCAUGAUGUACUACCACGACUACGCGCUCAGCCACUUGCAGACUAUGCAGUAGAAGGGUUAAAGGUUUUUUGUUGCAUGGUUUGUUGUCUAGUUGUUAUGCUUUUAGUCACUUUCUUGCUCAAUGGGGCUGAUUCUGAAGAAUUUAUUAUACUUUUGUCUUAGUUAAAUUGGUACUAUAGACAAUCGUAGUCAACUGAUAAUGAUUUACUUUUUGGUUCUGUUAUCAUAGCAGUCUAUAAUUUUUUGUUGUUAAUGAGUCAGUCCCUAUGUUAUUCUUUCUAAUUAGAUCAGAUAGUCUCGAGUAGUCUCGACAUGCUUCAUUUAAGUCUAGUCUAGAUUUUAGAUUACAAUGAAAAAGGCGUGAAUCAUUAUAUCACAAAGUGUCAUAAAAUUGUUUGCCAAAAAGCUAGCAACCCUACCAAAUUGUUUUAUAUUUACUUACUCUAGCUUCUCUAUUUAAUGUUUAAGUGAAAAUGUUUUCAUGUUUUUUGGAACGUUUAUAGUUUUAGGGGAUAUUAGCAUACAAACGAUAAGUAAAGAUAGAAACCACUGUUUUUUAGAUCAAUGAUCGUAAUAAGACUGCAUUUUGUUAAAUUACAUAUACCAUGCUUGUGAUUUUAAUUCAGAGCAAUCCUAAAUAUUUUUUUAGUACAAACGGAAUAUUUAUUUUUUAUCCAUAACAUUUAAUUGCAUUUUGUUUUUUGGAUGCGACAUUCCAGCGCCGAUAGUGUGCCAAUCAUGAUAGUGAUAGAUAACUGGUUAUAUCAGAUGGUGAUGGAAUAAAUAUAUUUUACUAUACAAUUUACAUAAAAUAAUUAUAUCAGUGAAAUUUAUACUUAUACUAUAAUUCAUUCAAAAAAUCAAUCACAAAUAUAUUAGCGGUAGUUAUAGAUUAAAGAUAGUCUUAAUCGUGUGCUACUAUUAUUUUUAUAUGUGCCUAUACCAUUUAUUGAAUUGUUAUUGUUAUUAAUGAAUUUUAUAAAUGUAUUUGAAUUUUAUACGAUUUUAUAGCCUUUGUAUUUUUGUCUAAAUAUAAAGUGUAUUUUAUAAUAAGUUUUAUAUGAAUAAAAUUGUUUAUUACUUUUGGAAA
Messenger RNA from Plutella xylostella (diamondback moth), 2636 nucleotides. RefSeq names its product diacylglycerol O-acyltransferase (gene mdy). The record is from RefSeq and is a predicted model, not a curated record. Gene Ontology annotation, biological process: triglyceride biosynthetic process. Gene Ontology annotation, cellular component: endoplasmic reticulum membrane. Gene Ontology annotation, molecular function: diacylglycerol O-acyltransferase activity. Lineage: Eukaryota; Metazoa; Arthropoda; Insecta; Lepidoptera; Plutellidae.